AUGGCGCGCCAUAUAACAAGAUCGCACACAGUGUCGGAGCUCCUAGGCGCCCAUGCCGCCUUUACAGAUCCCAUCUCUUUCACGGAGCGACAGCUCCCCGUUUCCCUCUCCCCAACGCCACCACCUCCUACUGCCAUACUCCUCGCCUACUCCCUUGGCAGCCUCUUCUUGAUUCUCGCCGCCUUGAACAUCCUCUGCACAUCCGUCACACGAGAUGUACGCACCACACGAUAUUACCUGAUGAUACUGGCGUGCGGGGAUAUGGGUCACAUGUGGGCGAACUACAUAGGCAUGGGCAGCGAGGUGUUUUGGAAUUUCGAUAGCUAUAACGAGGUUAUGAUGGGGAAUGUGGCAAUUACAGUCGUGCUUUGGACAAUGAGAGUUUUGACGCUGAGUGGAGCGUUUGGGCGGAUAGGCAGGUAG
Molecule: messenger RNA, 423 nt
Organism: Alternaria postmessia
Lineage: Eukaryota; Fungi; Ascomycota; Dothideomycetes; Pleosporales; Pleosporaceae
Exons: 2
Coding region: 1-423 (140 amino acids)
Source: RefSeq, a predicted model, not a curated record